AGCGUUGGAGUGUUUGAUUUGUGUCUCUCUCAUGGAGUAUCCCGGAGGAGGAGCGGGGGCGGUGCUGAGCGGCGGGAACGUCCCGGCCUUCCUCACCAAACUGUGGACCCUGGUGGAGGACCCGGACACGGACCCGCUCAUCUGCUGGAGCCCGAGUGGAACCAGCUUCCACGUGUUCGAUCAGGGUCGGUUCUCUAAAGAGGUUCUACCAAAGUUCUUCAAACACAACAACAUGGCCAGUUUCAUCAGACAGCUCAACAUGUAUGGUUUCCGUAAGGUGGUCCACAUUGAGCAGGGAGGUUUGGUGAAACCUGAGAGAGAUGAUACAGAGUUUCAACAUCCGUUCUUCAUCAGAGGACAAGAACAUCUGCUAGAGAACAUCAAACGCAAAGUCACCAACGUGUCGUCUGUGCGUCAGGAGGAAGUGAAGAUGUCUGCAGAUGAAGUGAACAAGAUUCUGAGUGACGUACAGCUGAUGAAGGGAAAACAGGAAACCAUUGACUCCAGGAUCAUCACCAUGAGACAUGAGAACGAGGCUCUGUGGAGAGAAGUCGCCAGUCUGAGGCAGAAACAUGCUCAGCAACAGAAAGUUGUCAACAAGUUGAUCCAGUUCCUCGUGUCUCUCGUCCAGUCCAACAGGAUCCUGGGAGUCAAGAGGAAGCUUCCUCUGAUGCUGAAUGACUCUAGUUCCGCCCACUCCAUGCCUAAAUACAGCCGGCCAUUCUCAUUGGAGCACACGCAGGCUGCAGCCAGUCUGUUCUCAGCUGACUCCCCGGUGACUUCUGGACCAAUUAUCUCUGACAUCACAGAGGUGGUCACGCCUAUAGUUGAGGAUGUGGUCAGUGAUUGGACGGACGCAGGAGAGAGCCAAUCAGUCAGUGUCAAAGAAGAGCCAUCCAGUCCUGAUGUGGAGGUGUGUCCUGUUCUGGAGGGUGGGGCUUUACCUGUGGACACGCCCCUUUCCCCCACCACUUUCAUCAACUCCAUCCUACAGGACGAGACGCAGCUGACCUCGAACACCUCCACCAGCAAUCCUACGACAGUCAGUCCUGUUGUUGUGAUGAGCACUUCCUCCACUGGGCCCCUCCCAACGGCCUCAGCCAGCCAAUCACAUGCCUCUGUCCCCACCCCGAAUGCUGCCCCCAACCCCGUCAAACCUCAGCACAAAUGUCAGACCAUCGCCUGUAUUGACAGACCCCGCCCCCCUCCCUCUGCAGGUGGACUGUCACCUGAUGUUUGGCGGUUCUUAUCAACACGAUCUGACAAGUCUGAACUGGCUGAUCAUGUGGACAGUAUCGACAACAGCUUAGAAAACCUGCAGAGCGUCCUGAACGCACAGACCUUCACCUUUGACACCUCUCCAUUCAUGGAGUUUUUUAGUGCUUCCUGUCCCUCUGGAGACUUCGACCUCGAUAGUUUGGACACUCUGCUGUCUGAAGAAGUUCCUAAAGGAAGUGAUGAAAGCAGCAAUACAAACCACACCGGGAAGCAGCUGGUGCACUACACAGCCACACCUGUCCUGAUGUCUGAGGGCGGGGCUGACCUGCCCUCCCUGCUGGAGCUGGAGGCGGAGCCUUUCUUCAGCACUGACUCGCCCACCGAUGACCCAGCCGCUGCCCUGCUGAGCCACGCCCACCUGGACUCUGACCUCUGAUAUCAUUGGGAGGGGGAGAGGGCAACAGAUGUGAUUUAUUGGUCACCAUUGCAACAGGACAGUCUGAGUGCUGACUCAACAGCAGCAAUAGAUGAUCAUGAAAUCAGUGAUCAGCUGUAGAUCAAUCAGUAGGUCAAAGGUCACAUCUAUAUUCCCACCUUUUAUUUUCCGCCUUUUCUUUUAGCUUUUCUUUGUUCUUCUUCGCUGCUUUAAUUCAAACUCAGGGUCACUCCUGGACCCCGUCCAGUCAGAGGUCUGAGGGCCAUGUCGAUGAUGUCAUAGUGCAGGUGGGCGGGAUCAUGUGACUCAGGUGUUCUGUGUGUUCUGCAUGUUGAUCGGUUGUCUUAGUGUUCGGCUGUAACGUUUAGACAAUGAAGACCCCUGUUACCAUGGAGACGACCUGGAAGCAGAUAGUGACACGUAGAUCAGUCAGAUCAGGUAACGGCCACCUGCUCUGCAAACAGGAAGCUGCCCUUCAGUAUAAAAGCCCAUAUUAACUUUUGUUUGACGUUUUAAUUUGGAAAAAUAAAAAUAAAAAAUCUGCUGAACAAA
Messenger RNA from Larimichthys crocea (large yellow croaker), 2206 nucleotides. RefSeq names its product heat shock transcription factor 1 (gene hsf1). The coding region runs from base 32 to 1654 and encodes 540 amino acids. Gene Ontology annotation, molecular function: sequence-specific DNA binding; DNA-binding transcription factor activity. The transcript has 15 exons. Gene Ontology annotation, biological process: regulation of DNA-templated transcription. The record is from RefSeq and is a predicted model, not a curated record. Lineage: Eukaryota; Metazoa; Chordata; Actinopteri; Sciaenidae.